Pseudo-nitzschia multistriata is the source of this 4308-nucleotide messenger RNA. The record is from the annotation of a GenBank genome assembly. NCBI's taxonomy places the organism in Eukaryota, Bacillariophyta, Bacillariophyceae, Bacillariales, Bacillariaceae.
CAGUACGAUACCCACAUUUUUCUUACGGAAGGGGAGAUUCAAAAACUGUUUGUACAGUACUACUGUAUUCAGAAUUCCGGGUAAAUACAGUAAUAAAUAACAGUUUUGUUAUUGGUGUUCAAAAAAUCAAGCAAGUAGAGCAUGGUACGAGUAUCGUACUGUACUUCGCUGUGCUUCACCAGUAGUAACACGGAAGAGCGAGCAAGGGUGACGAAGGAACAACCAACAAUCCCAUCCGAAACUCGAGCCUCGUCAUCCGCUCCAGCCUGAAACGAUUGGUAUCAGCGGCGUUCGCGUUUUGCAUUUGAAAUACAAAGGGUGACAAACUAUACAAAAAUACAACACAGGGUGUGCAUCGCAUCGCAUAGCACUCCUACAUCAGAAUUGACCGAUUCGUUGCAGCAUCGACGGAAAGAAAUCCGUUUUUUGCUUCACCGACGCAGCAAUCGCCAGCAAGAAAGACGAUCGGCAGCCAUCAAACAAAUUAUACACACCAACUGUAGAAUAUUGCGCUAUGCCUUGGCAGCAAUCGCAAUUGAAGCAAAUGGGGGGGAGGAAUGCGUGGCGAGGCACGCCUUCUCUAUAUUGGUUUCUCUUCGUUCUGGUCGUUGCGGGGCUCAAUGUCAUUAUCGUCUCAACCGUCGGGAACGCCGGUGGAACCGGACGGGGACUCUUGGGAAGAGACGACGACAAUGACCGAAUCACCCUGCUUUCGGCCAACAUACAUUUUGCCGUGUCGUCAGACAAGGAGAGCCAGGAUUCGAUUGCAAGGAUGGGAAAUGAGUCCCAUUCAAACAAAGGAGAACAAAGGAACCAAAGUUUAUAUUCCCUAGCUACGGAAACUGUUGGUGAUCGAUUGGAUAGGCGGGCAAUUAAAAAAUCCUUUGAGAACUUUUCAAACAAUCAAGAGAAUACUGUUGAAGUCACUUCACUACCAAUUAAAUAUUCGUCAGUAACUGGGAUGAAUAGCAAAACCUCAGAAUUAUCGUCAUCGAUAACUGAUGCACCGUACUUUAUGUACGGGAAAACGGCGUAUCAAAACCAGAAAUUCCAUCGCAAAAAAACGUUCCAACGGAUCGAUGAAGAGGAGGCAAAACCUAUUGAUGCAUCCCAAAAGGUUUGGGUGCUGCCGGAUCCCGUCAAGAUUCCAACUCGCAACCAUGAGAGCAUCCUUCUCGAGUACGACACAACCCAUCCGAAUGGCAACAACAGCAGCAGCAAGAACAACGAACAAAUUCUUGUCAAUAUUCUUGGACGAUACUCUCGUUCGGUUCAAUGGAUGGACCUCAAAACCGGUGAACAACGUGCGGUCGAGACCAACGGAACCGAUCCUGACCAACGGCCACUCAAUGAUUUGAACCACGUGGCGAGCGUCGUAGUCGACUCUUUUCGUCCCGGCGGAGAGAACCACCGAACGAGAAAGGAAGUCUGGCUGCCUUGUGGCUUCCACAACGAUCGCAUAGGAAACGAGUUGUCCAGCAACUACGCCCGGAUUGUAGAUCUGGAAACGAUGGCGGUUCGUACUGGACCAAAGCUUCCCUUUUCUGGUGGUGCCUGUGGAGCGGCUCCCAUCGAAGCGAUUCCCGGAGAGCCAACGCUCGUCUGCUCCUUUGGCGGAACCAACGGGAAUCACGAUACGGGUGAGUGAACCGGUAGAGACGUUGGUUUCUUUCAAACACAAGAAAGUCUUGCAGAGGAGAGGAUUCCUUUUCUCACCACAUUCUCUUUGAUUUCACCAAACUCGAUUACAUCAUCCCACAGGUAUUUUUUUGCCGUACGUGUCAUGUUAUGAUCGAGUCACCGAGAAAUGGCUUCAUCCAUUUGGCAAACUUCCUGUUGGGAUGGACCACCUUAGUGUUGCCGUUGUGCCCAAGGCCGCAUGCCACCAGGAUGAUCCUGCUCGCGUUCUCGUCUUCAAUUUUCGCACCAAAAACUACGCUACCCAUGCCUCGGCUGAAAUCUUGGCUUUUGAUAUACCGAAAAAUGGAUGGACGAGAGAAGAACUAGUACAAAUAUCGGCCGAGGAAGAAGGGGAAUGGUACACGUUUGCAAACCACAGCUUCACCGGUGGGGAGGAUGAGGCAUAUGCACCGAGGGAUGCAUCCGGUGUGGUCAUGGCCAAUGGUGGUAGAUCGAUCGUCAAUUUUGGUGGAAUCAAUCAGAUACGAAAUCCCCGCUGGAAGAAAAAAGACCGUAGCAACGGCCCCAAGGUGUUCUCGACCUGGUACCCAACCAUUCGAGAACUCAACGUGUGCUCCAGGACAUGGGAGAAGGUAGCCGACAUGGGCAUCCAAACCUUUGCACUCAUGGCCUCAGCGAGCACGCAGCUCAACGUUGCCUUCUUUUGUGGUGGUUCGAUGUACCGGCAAGACUACAACGGGAACACUAAUCUAUGCCUCGCGACUAAGAUUCCCGGGAUCGACUUUUGGAACCAUCGGACCGCGGCCGUCGAGAAUUUCCCUCAAGGCUUUGAAGCCGGUGGAGAGGCUACCGUCGAGGCUCUUGUCAGCAGGGUAGAACGGUGACCCAGCGCGGGGAUAGGCCGGUGUAGAUUCAAUGCCAAUUAUUAGAUAUUACGCGGUUCGUGAUAUUCUGAACAUUGUACAUGAACCAAGUCGCAUUGCAAUCUCAACAAAAAGAUAUCCAUAUUCCCAAUUAACUACCAGGGUAUUGUUUGAAAUUUCUACGGUUGGUCGGUUUUUGGUCGACUGCAAACUUGACUGCCUACUAUUAUGUGCUCGAUUCAUAGGUGGCCAGUUAUCGGACACUUUCCUUCCUGAAACUCCGUCGAACAAUCGCUGCAGUCAUCAAUGAAAUGAUUACAAAGGAUACCUCAGCUGCAGAAGUCUCAUACCGUACUACCCCUUUGAAAUCAAACAACUAGUAGUGCCAUUAUCUGAAAAAUUAUACCACUGGUUUCAUUCUAUUUGUAUUUAGUCCAUUGCAAACUUGGUUGCAUACUCUUGUGCGUUCGAUUCAUUGGUGGCAAGUGACGUAUCGUCGUCUCGGUUUCUCAUUGUUGUCGCCGCCAUUUGCUGAAACUCCAUCGAGACAUCGUUGUGUGGAUAAUACCGGUACCCCGAGUUUGGAUUGUCCAUGCUGACCACAACUGAGCUGUUGUGAAUGGGUUCCAGUUUCUGGGAAGUGAGAUUGCGACAAGAAGCAUUCCCGCUGGCAUCUCCGUAGACAUGGUUCCGCCGCAAGCGAGCAGCGCGGACCGCAGACAAACGGUCGAGCACCGCCUUCUUUUGCUGUUCGUGUCGAUCGUUUGGUGGCAGUGCCAUACAGUAUCGGAACGCAGGUUGUGUGGUGAAAAGAACGGGGGCCACUUGGUGUUUUGGUGGUAGCUUGGUCGCUUCAUUGUGAUUCACGGCAAAUGGCGGUCCUCUUUCGGGGCUGAUCCGCAAGCCGGGAAUCGGAGGCCUACAGUUCUCCGCUUUGUGCGGCGCCUCGUUUCCGCUCCAAGUACCGCUGGGGCUCCUCGGGUGAUGCUGCCUGCUUGGUGCACGGAAAGGUUUCGAUCGCCUGCAAUGGUAGCUCUUGCUUCCGCCUUGCUGGGGAUCUGAGUGCAAGUUUCCUCUCGGCGGUAUCUCUUCCUGGUUUGGCAAGAGCGAAGGUUUUGUCGCAUUUCUGGAAUGGUGGCUGCUGCUUCCGCCCGGCUGGGGGGCUGUGUGCAAAUUUCCUCUUGGUGGUGUCUCUUUCCGGCUUGGAGAAAGUGAAGAUUCGGUCGCCCUAGAAUGGUGGCUGUUGCUUCUUUCUGCGGAGGUGGUUUCUCUUGGUGGUGAAUUUGGGCGAAAUUUGCCAAUAAAUCCUUGAUGCUGUUGCUGCUGAGUACUCUGGAGUUUCCCUCGGUUGGCUCGACGGCUGAGAAGGGUUCGCUGCCUACUCAGGAGCAUUUUGUGACGAGAUUCCAUUAUUAUAGCGUAGUUUUCGUCAAAGGGCGAGGGCAUGUCCGGCGGUGCGGGCUCAUUCGCUACCGGGUUUCGACUGCUGGUCUGGUUCUCACUAUAUCGUUCUUCGAGAGCAAGAUUGAGUGUGUGUGGUGAUGAAUUGUGAGACAACCAAUCCGAAGAUUUCGAUUGGAAAUUGUUUGAACCCAGGUAUCCUUGCAUACCGGGUGAUCGAAGGUUCGACAUGUCAACGACGGGGUGGGGAUUGCCCUCCGCUCGACUGGAUCUAUAGGACGAGUCGUAUGCCUGCCGAUCCCUAUCCAUCGAUCUGACUAAUCUGCUUGCCGACGAUUCUAUUUCGCGAUGAGAAUACUCCGUGGAUUGGCAAGACUGUUCAGAAGAAAUUGUAGCCUGUCUA